AUGCACUGAGGUUUAAUUGUCUGAAGAUCAUUCCUGCUGGAGCCUUCAGCCCUCUGCGAUCUCUAGAGAUGCUGGUUCUGGACAACAACCUUCUUCCCACACUGAGCGCAUCAACUUUUGAUGGCCUGGGCAACUUGCAGGAACUCUACCUGAGGAACAACGAGGUGGAACACCUGCCCCCUGAUGUGUUCAAGAACAUGGUCAAGCUUUCUCAGCUGGCUCUCAGUGGAAACCGCCUGAAGACAGUGGAUGGAAACAUGUUUGCCCAGAUGCCUGAACUGAAGAAGCUGUAUCUCCAUGACAACACAUGGCAGUGUGACUGCAACAUCAUCUCCCUGGUGCAGUGGAUGGGACAGACCAAGGCCACGAUGUCGCCCCGGAACGCCAUGAGGUGCACGGGCCCCCCAGAGCUCCAGAACAAGAACCUCGCUGAUCUUCAAGCUGCCAAGCUUCUCUGUGCCUAAUGCCACUCUGUAUGAAGAGUGUGGGCUCUGGAUCCAUGAGGAUUCAGCUGAAGAGCUGAAAGAAAUGGAAUUUUCUUUUACUCUGUAUACUGAGGCAGUAUUUGUAGAGUGAACUUGUUUGUUAUGCGAUUCCUCAAAGCUCUGAAUAGAUUUCCUUCCAAUAGAUUGUAAGGCAAUAUGUCUCCUUUGCUUUAAGAGCAACAUAUUAAUGUUUUCAGCUGG
This is a messenger RNA of Centropristis striata (black sea bass), 686 nucleotides long. RefSeq names its product leucine-rich repeat LGI family member 3. Gene Ontology annotation, cellular component: plasma membrane. NCBI's taxonomy places the organism in Eukaryota, Metazoa, Chordata, Actinopteri, Perciformes, Serranidae. Gene Ontology annotation, molecular function: protein binding. The transcript has 4 exons. The record is from RefSeq and is a predicted model, not a curated record. The coding region runs from base 69 to 464 and encodes 131 amino acids.